Mya arenaria is the source of this 896-nucleotide messenger RNA. Its product is annotated as zinc finger MYM-type protein 1-like. The annotation marks the transcript as partial. The transcript has 4 exons. The record is from RefSeq and is a predicted model, not a curated record. NCBI's taxonomy places the organism in Eukaryota, Metazoa, Mollusca, Bivalvia, Myida, Myidae.
GGCAAAAACAUAAUAAGCUUCUCAAUGAUCAUUUGGUAAAUGGUGACCCUAGAACCCGGUAUACAUCGCCCAAGAUUCAGAAUGAUCUGAUAGGUAUUUGUGGCCAACUUAUAAGUGGCGAUAUCGUUUCGAGGUGUAACGACGCUGGCGUAUUUGGUUUCAUGGCGGAUGAGGCAACGGACGCUGCCACUAUGGAGCAGAUGGCCCUAUGUGUGCGCUUUGUAGAUUCAGAGAGUGACGAGAUACACGAGGAGUUCCUCGGGUUCUCCCAAUGCGAGUCUACCACUGGAGAGGCAUUAGCUAAUGCAUUCAUUGAAAACCUCACUAAAUUAGGUGUCAAAACGGAUCAAAUGCGUGGCCAGGGGUACGACGGUGCCAGCAAUAUGUCGGGCAUACAUCGUGGAGUGCAGGCGAGGAUUCGAUCACUCAUACCAGAGGCGAUAUACACCCAUUGCAAAGCGCAUUGUUUGAACCUCGCCAUCAUCCAUGCAUCCAAAGAGGUUUAUGCCAGAAACCUUAUGAGUACGGUGCAACAGGUGGCAUUCGCCUUUAAUUAUUCCGCAAAACGCUUACUUCAAUUCCAAGAAACGCUUGCAGGAGAUGAUGUCAGCAGGGAAGGCAUGGCGGAGCGAACGCGACUCCGAUCACUUUGUGAGACUCGCUGGUCAGCACGUGCGGACGCUUUGCACACAUUCCUUGUAUCAUACAGGACCGUGGUAACGACACUCGACCGACUUGCCGAUGAAGGGGAUACGAAGGCUGCGGCGGAGAGAAAUGACGAUGAAGUCUGGAACAGCCUGUUUCAGAAAGCGGUGGACAUUGCUGGUGACGUUGAAGUCAUACCCGCCGCUCCCAGACGUUAUGGUCGUCAACAAAAUCUACCGAACGCCCCAGGC